CCACGCGUCACCUCUCUCCUUUACUUAGCGGGACUCCUACUUUGCUCUCUCAUACACACGCAGCUGCAGCAGCCAGUCUACACAUACAAAAAAACCGACGAAAGAAAAAUUUCAUGUCUCUUAAUUGCCAGUCUUAUCCCGGUAUAUCACCCAUCUCAAAAAAAUUUCACUAUUUAACUUCCCCAUAAUUACCCACUUAUGUUCCUCACUACCAUUCCUCUCACCAAUUCUCUCUCUAAACCCCCCUCUCUCUCUCUCUAUCCCAGUUCGUCCUUUUCCUCCCUUUCCCAUCUUGCUCCGGCAAGAAACAAAUGUCGCCGGCGGGGAGGAAACGACGGGUACGGUCAGGGGAGGAAGGAGGAAGAGGAGGAGAAGUAAUAAGAAAGUUCUACCCUGCUCCGUUGGCAGCCCACGAGGUUGUAGUUGAGGAUAGUGUGGCCUUCUGGAGCACUCUCAGACGCUUCCAUUUCCUUAUGGGAACCACCUUCUCGAUUCCUGUGAUUGGAGGGAAAAACCUGGAUUUGCAUGUCCUCUAUAUUGAGGCCACGAAAAGGGGCGGUUUUGAGAAGGUGGUUGCAGAGAAGAAAUGGAGGGAAGUGGGCUCGGUGUUUCGGUUCUCUCGCACAACGACAAGUGCUUCCUUUGUGCUAAGGAAGCAUUACCUUGAGAUCCUGUACCAUUAUGAACAAGUCCACUUGUUUAGGGUCCAGGGUCCAAUCUUUGCCGAAAUCGGCAAACAAAAGGCAUCUCGUCGUCGGACUGGAGGACGACGGUCUUUCAGGAAGCCUACAGUGGCCGUUUUGCUAGGAUCUUCUUCUUCUGCUCCUCAUCCCAACUCUGUUCGAAAUUCAUCUAAUCCGGUCCCUGGUAAGGAGCUAUCCACAUUUACCGCGACAGGGACAAUCGAAACCAAAUUUGAGUCGGGCUACAUAGUCUCUAUGAAAAUUGGUACAGAGAUCCUAACCGGAGUUCUGUACCAUCCUGUUGUUGCGCCCUCUUCUGUUGUUACCGCCCAGGCCGCCCCUCCUCGGAGCGUCACAACCGCUGCCGCCCUAGUGUCGUUCGCACCUAGGAGGUCCCGACACUACGGAGGGGGCGGCCGGAGAAGAAGGGACAGCAGAAGAAGGAUGGAGGACCCUGACUACCCUAAAUCCAACAGGAGUGGCUACAACUUCUUCUUUGCGGAGCGGCACUACCAGCUCAAGAAGACGCACCCCAAACAGAAGAGGGAGUUCACCAAAAUGAUUGGACAGGCUUGGACCAAUCUCAGUGCAGAAGAGAAAACGGUGUAUCAAACCAUAGGGAUGAAGGACAAGGAAAGGUACAAGAGGCAACUGAAGGAGUAUCACGAGAGGAAGAAGCUGAAGCUAGCUGCUGAAGCUGAAGGCUCUCCAAGUUGAAGCCAGAAUUAUGUCUAAGUUCUAAGUUUUUUUGUUUUGUUUUUAAUUUAAAUUUAGACGAAAUAUAGAGUAAGAUUGUCGUCAUCAAUUUGGCGAAUGGAAAUGGAAAAGUGGGUAUUUGGUAUUGAAGACCAGGUGGUUUAUAGACUAAUGUUUCUUUUUGGAUGGAAUUGUCAACUUAUGUGAGCUAAGUUUAUCAUUGAUGUGAAGGGCUUUAAAUUGACAAAUAUGGUUGGUAAUUAAGUUUGUGUGUUUGUUUACGAGUUGAAGAAGGAAAUGAGGAUUUGGUAAUAACAAUAUGGUUUAACUCUUUCUUAUUAGUAAAAUCCUAUAAAGAAUUAGAAACGAU
Molecule: messenger RNA, 1749 nt
Organism: Linum trigynum
Lineage: Eukaryota; Viridiplantae; Streptophyta; Magnoliopsida; Malpighiales; Linaceae
Source: the annotation of a GenBank genome assembly